This is a messenger RNA of Eupeodes corollae, 1379 nucleotides long. RefSeq lists its product as uncharacterized. Bases 21 to 1199 code for a protein of 392 amino acids. The transcript has 4 exons. The record is from RefSeq and is a predicted model, not a curated record. NCBI's taxonomy places the organism in Eukaryota, Metazoa, Arthropoda, Insecta, Diptera, Syrphidae.
AAGUGGCAGAGCCAUUUUUUAUGAAAAGAUUUUUGCAAGGGUUAAAUAUAACCACUGCCAGUAGAAUUGUGUUCUUCGAUAAAUGGCAGCAAUGGAAAAUUGAGAUUGGUUCAAUUCCCUUCAACCGUUCUCUAGAUGACUUCUCGUGUUCAGUAAUACACAAUUCUUCAACACCGACGACUAGUUCUUCUUCGCCUCUUCUUUACAAUACAUCAGCCAGCAAAAAAUUAAUGGAUAUUUUGAACUGGGGAAACGAAGGGGAAACGAUUAAAAGCUAUUUUCAAAUUAACAACAAUAUUGACAAUAAAUCUGUACGAAGUCUGCUUUUAAAUACAAUUGUAAACUAUUCGAGUGCAAAUAAUGUCUAUUUUUCGUCAAAGGACUUAAUGCAACUCGCCGAAGAAAUCCGUGUCGCUUUUAAUGAAGAUCCUCUUGAUUAUUAUGACCACAAGAAAGGUGUAAAAAAUCCCAAAGGAAUUCUAGCAAACAAAUUUCAUAAUAUGCGAGGAAAAUUUCGAAGUAUAAAUCGAUUAUGCAUGCCGGAGUCUAAAAAAAAGCUAAAACUCGAUGAUGCGUUGUCCGAAGGAAAUUCCGGUGAUGAAGAUAAAGUGUGCAUGCAAAUGAAACACGAUUUCCUUGCAAUGAAUGCACAAGAAAGAAUAAAAGCAUGGGAGAGUACAUUCAAUGUUCGACAAUCAGAUCUAAAAAAGGCGAAUUCAAAAACAAUCUCAUGGAGUGAGUUUUACGAGAAAUGGCAUUUUAUCAACUUUCCCAACGGAUAUGAAUACAUCGAAUCAGAUUUCAAUAAAAUGUUCGGGAAUAAGGACAUUGUUUUGGCGGGCCCAAAAAUGAAUGACUUCAUUAAUUUAAUGCUGCAAUUCAUUUUUCCGAAAAAAAUUAUUAACACAGAAAUCCGACUGAAACUACACGAAUUCAAUUUGAAGUGUUUAUCCGAUCCCAACUCGAACAUUGUUUCAAAAAACACCAGAGCUGCAAUGGUGUUCACACACUUGCACUAUCUCCUGCAGCCAAGUGGACGUGAAGGUAACAAACGCUUCACCGUUUUUGACAGCCAAGAUGCAUCAAUUAGGUUGUUCGCUCAGCAGCAAGACUAUAAAGAACAUCAAAAUGCACUGGCUGCAAAACAUUCACAGUCGCAACCACCCUUAAUUACGUUAAUCGGUCAUUGGAAGAAAUAGAAGAAAUACAUGUAGAUUUCGACAACACGCACUAUAAGGUAUUUACCUUCGACCGGGCACUCGACAUUUGUAUUAAAAUAUUUUUUACGCUAAAUAUAGCGUAUCCAAAAUCAUGUCAACAGUUUUGGGAAUUUGUUGACACCUAUUUUUACAAAAUCGACGAAUCAGCAACAAAUCCAA